AUGCCUGACGACUUCACCGUGCAAUCAGCUCCUCUUCGGCAGCCGCGUCAGCCUCUGAGCCCAGAUACAGAUCUUAGCCAGGGUCGCAACCAAGCGCCACGUCAAGGUCUCUACCAAUGCUCACAAUGCGAUCGGCGUUACAACCGCGCCGAGCAUCUCGCGCGCCAUGUCCGUUCUCACACCCAGACUCGCCCUUAUAUGUGCCAAAUAUGCCUCAAGCCUUUUGCUCGUCGUGACGUUUUGAAGAGGCACCAAGCGACACAUGAGCGCUACCAAAAUGGACACCCUCAGACCAUCUCGCAACCGUUCAUCCAAAGCUUUAGAGCAGGCCGCGCUUGCAAACCAUGCGCCGCUGCCAAAGCUAAAUGCUCUGACCAGAAGCCUUGCCAAAGAUGUCUUACCAAAGGCCUGGAGUGUUCAUACCCAGAUGAUCCCGAGCCGGAACCGGAACCGAGCCUGGACCUGGAUACCACGGAGAUGGAGAACCCUUCAUUGCACGAGAGGCAGGUUCCAAAUACCCUUCCAAAUAGCCAAAGGUUGGAUGGAGACAUGGAAGACACCAUCGUUGUAUCUCAUAUCGAAUGUAUAGAGCAGACAGAAGGAUCCUAUCGGCAACCCCAAGAUGACGCAAACACCAUACUUAACCCAGGCUUCGAUGACCAAGUAGCGUCAUUGAAUGGUUUCCUUGGUCCUAUGGAGUUUCCCGACUUAUUCGACUUCUCAGUGCAGCACCCUCAGACAGCAGAUAACUUUUCCCUCCAAGAUUGGGAUAUGGGAAAUGUUGGCCUCUCGCCCUCCGAGGUGUACCACGAUCCGUCAAGUAGCAAUUUGAUGCAUCCUACACUACAAGAUGGCCAGGAAACCGUCAAUGACACAUUUGAAACCACCAGCCCCUACACGGAUCUAUCCGUGACUGGGAAAUGGGAGCCGCAGCCCAAGGAGAGCGGCGAGACGGAACAUGCUCACUUGGCCGCUGGCGAUGAAGGUCUUGUAUCGAGCCAUACCCUCGACACGUCGCCAUUGGAGGCUGGACUCUCGACAGCUGGACGCGACAUUGUCCUCAACAUGGUCCUUAGCACCACGUCGCGAGCCACUUCUGUCCUGAUAGUCGCCGCCUUUCCCUCGGUCGAGACUCUCAACAAGCUCAUUCGUAUAUACACCCGAGGCGAGAGCUCCUCUUAUAUUGACGGAAUUCUUCAUUACCCGACCCUAGUUUUCAAUCGUCAGCGACCGGAGCUAUUGGGCGCCAUAAUUGCCAUGGGAGCCACUAACGCUGGGAGGCUCACGGCACGCAAGUUCGGUUAUGCCAUGCAGGAGGUCGUGAGGGCAUCCUCGUUCCGCUCGUGGGAAGAAGACAACGGAAAUUGCAGUGAACUAGGCCUUGCCCAGGGCUUCGUCAUCCAGCAGUACAUCGCCUUCUUUAGCGGCGUGAGACGAAAGAUCGCCCUGGCAGUGUCAUGCGCAAACUGUAUUCAGACCAUGACCAAGUGCGGCCUUGAUCCCCAGGCCGCUCUUCGCAGUCCCUACGGUCCUCUUAAUCUUGCCGAGCUUGAUGGACAUCUUCUUGAAAAUGCAUGGCGUGAAUGGGCGGUUGGUGAGUCCCAUCGCAGGCUCUGCUACGCCUCCUAUAUAUUGGCUGCUCAUGUGUCAUUGUCACACGGAAUCCAAUCCAUCGUACCAUGUGUAGACAUGAACCUGCCACUACCAGCACCUGACGAGCUGUGGACUACAAAGACGUCGAACGAGUGGAAGCAGGCCAUGUUGGGUCUGAUUAAGUCACACAGACCCCCAAGGCCAGUUUGCCUCGGAGAUGUACUGGCUGACCCGGUAGUACUGACCACGCACGGCGGAUUUACCAAUACUGACUUCGCAGCGUCAAGCUUCCUCGCCGGAAUGUGGACUCUGAUUAGAGAGCUACAGCAAUUUGACCGCAUCACUCAUAAGACUUCUACAUGGAGUUCACUCCUCGUAUCUUCGCGAAGAGCCGAGCUGUUGUCGGUGCUUAACCUCUUUGAAUCGCAAUACAUCGCAUCACAAGGAGCAGUCUCUUCCAAGAUGCGUCUUUUAUGCGAAGCCAUAUCGAUGCAUGCCAUGGUAACCCCAGAUGACUUGGUGCUGCCAAAGCUUACAACACUUCCGCUACUAAACAAGGUGUCUGUCCCUUCAACAACAAUCAAUGGUCUUAAGCUAUCUACCAACUUUGAGUAUCGCGCUGCGUUGUGGCGCACAGGCCGUAUAUUGCACGCAGCGGCCCGAUGCGUCCCUGGAGAGCUGAGCGGUGUGCACAUCGUUGCGCUCUUCCACGCUGCUAUCCUGCUCUGGUGGUAUGGCGUCAAGUUGCUAUGUCACAAUGGGCAUGUCAGCGGCACAAGUGUAUCUCGUGUUUUCGUAUGCAUCCUUAAUGGGGACAGCUCACUGGAGCAUCAAGUGCUGGGUGGACAAUUCGAGCUAGCGCUGUCGGGUCAAGGCCCUGAUUCGCCGCCUGUUCCAUUGAUAGAUGUCCCGGGUACUAUGGAAUGUAUUAGGGGGAUCGUAGUGCAGAACUGGAGAGACAGGCAAAUGCCCAUUCUUGUGCACGAGAUCUGCUGCGUAUUAACAAACCUCGGCACAGCAGCCCACGGCUUGGAGUUUGAGUUGUAG
Molecule: messenger RNA, 2640 nt
Organism: Fusarium proliferatum ET1
Lineage: Eukaryota; Fungi; Ascomycota; Sordariomycetes; Hypocreales; Nectriaceae
Exons: 2
Coding region: 1-2640 (879 amino acids)
Biological process (GO): regulation of DNA-templated transcription; DNA-templated transcription
Molecular function (GO): DNA binding; DNA-binding transcription factor activity, RNA polymerase II-specific; zinc ion binding
Source: RefSeq, a predicted model, not a curated record